This is a messenger RNA of Neoarius graeffei (lesser salmon catfish), 4470 nucleotides long. It is a transcript of the gene bicc1a, whose product is annotated as BicC family RNA binding protein 1a. Lineage: Eukaryota; Metazoa; Chordata; Actinopteri; Siluriformes; Ariidae. Gene Ontology annotation, molecular function: protein binding; RNA binding. Gene Ontology annotation, cellular component: cytoplasm. The record is from RefSeq and is a predicted model, not a curated record. The transcript has 21 exons. Bases 137 to 3178 code for a protein of 1013 amino acids.
UAGUCGGGGAGCUUCUUUUCCCAGUAAAGCACUGGGAGAGAUGGUUGCGGGUGAGAGGGAGUUCCUGAAGGAGCGAGCUGCUGCUUGAGAAGGAAAAGCUCCACUGACGCACUGGAAUGUUUCAUCUUUUCGGUUUAUGAAAGUAAAUCCCAGUCUGAGUGAGGUUCGGAACUGUGUGCGUGUUGAGCGGCGGUUCCGGAGCGACAUGGCCGCGCAGCGCGUCCCUCUGAGCGGCUGCUCUCAGCACUCUGACCCGGGCUCCAACAGCGAGCGGAGCGCUGACUCCCCUCUGCCCGCCUCGGAGAGCGACUCGAGCGGCCACGUGUCUCCGCCCGACCCGGACUGGACCGAGGAGAGGUUCCGUGUGGACCGAAAGAGACUAGAAACCAUGUUAUUAGCAGCCAGUGAAGGGCGAGUCAUCGGAGGAGAGAACUUUUUCCAAAAGAUCAUGGACGAAACAAGCACUCAGAUCGCUUGGCCUUCCAAACUGAAGAUUGGAGCAAAAUCCAAAAAAGACCCUCACAUUAAGGUCAGUGGAAGGAGAGAUGACGUGAGAGAAGCGAAAGAAAGGAUCCUGUCUGUUCUAGACACAAAGAGUAAACGUGUGACACUGAAGAUGGACGUGUCCCACACGGAGCACUCGCACGUGAUCGGGAAGGGAGGGAACAACAUCAAACGUGUGAUGGAGGAGACAGGCUGCCACAUCCACUUCCCCGACUCCAACAGGAACAGCCAGGGGGAGAAGAGCAACCAGGUGUCUAUAGCAGGGCAGCCAGCAGGAGUGGAAACAGCCAGGGCGAAAAUCCGGGAGUUGAUGUCAUUGGUGUUGAUGUUUGAGUGCGGGGGAUUUGUCGAGUCCCUUGAUCUCGGCUCUCCAGUCAUCCAGCACAUCGCACAAUCUUGUGGCGUCACCAUUACCUGCAAACCACCCUCCCAUAUCUACAGCAGCACCGCCGUUGUCCGUGGCAACCAAAGCAAUGCCGCAGCAGUCAAGCGUGGUGCGGCUCUGCUGCUGGAUCACCUGGCUGGUUCCAUGUCUGGCUCCGUAACGAUCAGCACUCACCUGGACAUCGCGCCUCAGCACCACCUGAGCCUUCUGGGCCGAAACGCCGCCAACCUCAAACACAUCAGCCAGCGCACCGGCGCCCACAUCCACUUCCCCGACCCCAGCACACCCUCACACACUCACACUCACACACGCCGCUCCAGCGUCUACAUUCAGGGCAGCAUCGAUGCGGUGUGUGACGCCAGGCAGCAGCUCAUGGGCUGCUUGCCACUAGUUUUAAUGUUCGACAUUAAGGAGGAGGCUGAUAUCGAACCCCAGUGCAUCGCGACUCUUAUGGAGCAGCUAGACGUCUUCAUCAGCAUUAAACCCAAACCCAAACAACCCAGCAAGUCUGUGAUCGUAAAGAGCGUGGAGAGAAAUGCGGCGAACAUGUAUGAGGCACGCAGGCUGCUCCUAGCUCUGGAGAGUGCGUGCGGAUCUUCUCCGAGUCCCCCCAUUUCUUCUCCUUUUCCUCUCGGUACCACCAGCGUCCCUGUGAAUGAUCACGGCUCCUCCUCGUCACUCCUCAACCCUGUUGGACUGGACGUCUUGGCCUCAGCUGGACUGGGACUAAGCACUUUGGGCCUCUUGGGUUCCCCAGACCUUCCCGCACAUAACGGCUCGUCUGAUCCUAACCCGGUUCUGAACGGGCAUGGUUCCGUCCCAAAUGGACCUAAUGAUGUAGUUGGGACACUACAGAGCAGCAACCAUACACACGCCCUGGCUCCAUUACAGGGGCCUUCACUCUGGACCAACACUCACACUACAUCAGCCAACACUGCAGGGUUCUCCUCUGUGCUGAUGUUGCAGUCUGUCUCUCAGGGUUCUCUCAGCGGUCUGCUGUUGUCCGGAGUCCAUGGUUACAGCCAGAAUUACACACAGAGUCCAUCUCUCGCUCACUCGCAUACUCAUACGCACACUCCUUCGCCCCCACCAGGACUGGCACCAAUCCACAAACCAGUGAGCACAGAACAACUCAAAACACACAUGCCUUCUAUGUACAGAGGGAUUUCAUCCGUGUCACUAAGUGAAUCCAUGCUUGGCCCCACCCAUUGUGACCCAGCACAGGAAGUUAAUGGACACAGCCAAUCAGAAGCUCUUUCAAACAAAUCUAGCUCUGAUGAAGGCUCAGACACGUUUGUCGAAGUGGGCAUGCCCAGAAGCCCAUCCCACUCAGCCAAUGGGAGCGAACUGAAGCAGAUGCUGACGUCCUGUACGGUGUCGUCAGGGAAACGGCAGGCUGUAGAACUGCUCCAAGGCACAAAGAACUCUCAUCUCCGAUCAGAGUGUCUGCUGUCGGAUUCCGAGCCUGACGCAGUCGCUGAUAAGAGAGCACCAGGCAGCGAGAGAGCAGCAGAGAGGAACAGACUGGCCCCUCAUAUACAAGCCUAUGACUACGAACAGAAGAAGCUACUUGCCACUAAAGCCAUGCUGAAGAAGCCAGUAGUGACUGAGGUUCGGACCCCGACCAACACAUGGAGCGGACUCGGUUUCUCCAAGUCUAUGCCUGCAGAGAGCAUCAAGCAGCUCCGCAGAGUCAGCCACACAGCUUACAAACCCACUGUUAACACUACGUGUCCUCUCUCCGUACCAUGCAGCAGGGAGACUCCGAGUAGCGACGCCGACGGUGAGAGCUGGUGCACAAGAAACGGAAGUUGUGUAAUGAAUGGUAAUGGAGCAACAGCACACACAUUCCCUUCCACCAUCAGCGCGCCGGAGAGGAACAAGAGCAGGACCGCCAUGGAUCAGUACCUGAGCAGCAGUAACUACAUGGAGUGUAUCUCGUUCAUGGGUGGCAGUAAGGUGUCGUCUCUGAGCUCCUCUCUCAAAGGUACAGACUUGCCGGAGCUCUUCAGCACGCUGGGACUGGGCAAAUACACCGACGUCUUCCAGCAGCAGGAGAUUGAUCUGCAGACGUUUGUCACGCUGACGGACCCAGACCUGAAGGAACUUGGAAUCACGACGUUUGGAGCCCGUAGGAAAAUGCUGCUGGCCAUCUCAGAGCUGAAUAAGAACCAACGGGAGCUUUUCGAGCCUUCGAACAUGCGCACGUCGUUCCUGGAGGGCGGAGUCAACAGCCAUCUCACGCGACACUUCCAUGCCGACGUGGCGAGUGUGAGCGGGCGCUGGUGACCGGAAAAAAGGCACGACGAUAAAAUCUACCUCUGUGGUACUAGUUGACGGUACCUCUACAUGGACUACACACCUUCCCCUUUCUAAUGUGGAGAUUCCGAUCAUGUAGAGCAAAUCAUUUUCUUUCCGUUCAAUCAGGCUGGAUAAUAUGGAAAGCCAUAAGGGUCAGUAUGGUCCAUUUGUUAGCCAAAACUGCCACAAGUGCCAAAAAAAAACAGAACCCGUUGACUAUCCUCAGAGGUAGGGGAGGGAUGACUGGAGAAGGGGAGGGUUGGCUGCUACUUAAAAGUUAAGUGUGUAAAAUGGUAAACUGACGCAGUGUUAUUAACUGAAACGGUACUUGUUUAUUGUAAAGAAGCAGGCACACGUGGUCACGUUGACUUUGGUACUCCUGCCUUCUCUGGCACAUUGAAGUAUCAGUAUUAAGCACUUUAAAGAAAGCUUUUACGUAUGUGUGCGUGUGUGUGUGUGUGAAUCCAGUGCCAAAGCACUUCCCAGCCAUCAGUGUUCAAAGUUCAUAGGUCACAGUUCAUGCUCAAGGCCUCGUUGAUCGCUCAUAUUGGUGUUAUUCAUUGUUAUAAAACUGCACUUACUCCAAUGUAUAUUUAAAUUUUUUUUUUACUAUAAACAUUUUCAUUUUACGUAUGUACUUUUCCAUAAGAAGCAUUAGUUUACAUUUUUUAUUCUCUCCUUGUUUUUUUUAAUCCCAUUAUGCCUCCAGAUUUUUCCAGAACAAAAAAAAUGUACCACAAUAUAUCCAUGAUUAAAUUCAUGAUUUUUUUAUUUUUCCUUUUCCAUAUUACUGUGAUUUUGUUUAUUUAAAAGGGAAGCAUUCUGUCGUGAUUUAGUAUUUGACCAGCAAUUCAGUCUUAAGUAUUCACUCAGGGCUUUUGUUACGGGAUCCAAAAUGAUCUUGAUUAACUCAAGAAUCUGUGACAAACACGUCACAGUGAAUCAAAAACUCAUACAGGCCCUAUUUCAAGUUUCGCCUACAAAAAGAGAGGGGGAAAAAAAUCAAAUUUACGCUUUUAUGGACUUUCCUUUAACCGCCAAAGUGAAGAAGCUGGGAUGCGUGGGGAUUUUGCACUAAAGCUAUGAGGCUCACAGUAGAUGAUAUUAAAGCUGCAUAGAAGUCUCACUCACCAACAAGUCUUUAGGCUCCAUGAUAUCAUUGAUUUAAAAAAAAAAAAAAAAACACGUUUAUACAAACUAUUUAUAAGAACCUUCUAGUACAAUUGUACGGAAGCCGCGAGAGGCCCUUCAUAUAAUCCUUUUUUUUUAUUCACCUUGUU